AAAGCGGAAUCUACACAAAAAUUUAUUUUGCCCACUAUAUACUAUAUUUUAAUAUAAAUGUAUAAGCAUCCACAGCCUAGCUAUAACAUUAUAAACUCUAAAGGCAAAAGAGUAUAAGUCAGAAUUAUUUGUUUCACAGAAAAAUGUAUGGUAUUUAAAGUAAAUAGUAAUAAGAUUAAAUGUUAGAUUUUGAAUAUACUAUUAAAAUCUCAAGUAAACAGGCGAGAAAGAAAUGAAAUUGACUUAUAUUAUUAUUAGAAGCAUAAGCAAAAGGCAGCAAUGUAGAAUACAUUAGCGUAUUCUGUUUUUACCAAAAUUUGACUUAUUCUGUCUUUUACCCGUCCACUAAAAAAAGACAGGUCUGGAUACUCGCUAGAGGAAAAUAUAUCUCUAGGCCUCUAGGUGAAGCCAAAACAAUGUAAUGUUUAACAAAAGUUAAUAAUUAAUUUAUAAAGUUUAUAUAGCCAUGCAUGAUUAUGUACAAAUAGGUAGGUGCUAUAUGUACUGUAAAUUUUUCACGCGAGAUGCUUUCUCAAGUUAACACUCACUCAGUGGGCAUUCACCACUUUGCCUUCAAUAUAUGAAUGGUCAGACUUGUGUUAUAUGAUUGCACAAUCUUAGAUUUUAGUUAUUUUUUGUACUUGUUUAAAUCUUGUUAUAUGCUUUAUAUGAUUGUAAAAUAUAUAAUACAUACUUUAUGGUAUUGUUAUAGGAAUAAUUUACUGUGUAUAUGUGAAAUAUUUCUCUCUAAAUGUGCGAACUUUCAUAAAAUCAGUUAAUAUAUAAACAGUAUUCAUCAUAAAUUAAUUGUACAAUUAAAUGACAGUAAUCAGAUUUGAGUAUUUGAGUAUAUUAAAAAAUAUGACCACCAAAUAUUAUUAUGCAGUAGCCAAAGGUCGUAAACCUGGGAUUUAUCAUACUUGGCCUAAAUGUCAUGAACAAGUGCUUCAUUUUUCUGGAUCUGUAUUUAAAAAAUUUAAAACAGAAACAGAAGCACGCAGCUUCAUUGAAGAAUAUGAGAAAGCAAAUAAAGAAAAUGACGUGGAAGGUGCAUUACCUAUAAUUGGUAAAAAACGACAAAUACAAAUUAACAAAGGUACAGACUCUGAUACCGGACAACCAAGUUCAAAAAGGCUAAAAACGACAAGUUCAACAAAAUAUGAAAAUAUACGGAUAGAUAAAGUAAGUGAUUUAACUCAAAAUUUCAUUGUGGAUGGCGAUGGUUUUGUCAAUGUAUAUACGGAUGGUGCAUGUACUGCAAAUGGGAGAAAAAACGCAAAGGCUGGUAUAGGUGUUUGGUUUGGUGACAGUCAUCCUCUAAAUGUAUCGGAAGCUGUUGUUGGUCGAGCAACUAACAACAAUGCAGAAAUUAUGGCUGUAACUGUAGCUGCUAGACAAGCAAGAAAGGCAGGUAUUACAAAUUUGAAGAUUAAUACAGAUUCCCAAUUUCUUAUCAACUGCAUAAAGUAUUGGAUACAUAGCUGGAAAAAAAAAGGAUGGGUUACUUCAAAUAACAAACCUGUUAUAAAUAAGAAUGAACUAAUAGAAAUGGAAGAAGCUUUAAAACCUCUAAACGUGGUUUGGAAUCAUGUCAAUGGUCAUGUUGGAAUUUAUGGUAAUGAAAUGGCUGAUAAAUUAGCUCGGGCAGGAAGUUUAAAAUAUGUCUAACAUUCAUAUGUAAUAUUCACAAAAUAGUCAUUAAAUAUAUGUAUUUUUAAUCAAUAACUUAAAUA
Molecule: messenger RNA, 1733 nt
Organism: Bombus impatiens (common eastern bumble bee)
Lineage: Eukaryota; Metazoa; Arthropoda; Insecta; Hymenoptera; Apidae
Gene: rnh1
Product: ribonuclease H1
Exons: 6
Coding region: 820-1668 (282 amino acids)
Biological process (GO): DNA replication, removal of RNA primer
Molecular function (GO): RNA-DNA hybrid ribonuclease activity; magnesium ion binding; nucleic acid binding
Source: RefSeq, a predicted model, not a curated record